CACAGUAUUAUGUUGAAACACUUAUUUUGGAUGUGAUUACUCUUUGCACAAAGCACUAAUAAAAAAAGUUUUUCUACUUUAAAAAAUACCCAAAACGAGCACUGCUAAUUAUAACACUUUUCUUUCUUCAUUUGUAAUAUCUAUCUUGUAAACGGGUCAGAUCAUGCACAUUUUGGCCUGUUUUACAUGCUAUUGUCCAGCAGAUGGAGAUAUUUUUAUUGUUUGUGUUUGAAACUAAUGGUUUUGUGCAUGUCCACUUCUUUCACGGCUAAUAAAUUAUGGAUGCUUCUCAAAAGUUAAUCCCAAGAUGACAAAAUAGCUUACUGGUUCCUUUGCUUAAAGUAAACCAGGGUCUUUACGCUUCGGUGUUUGUAAAGGAGCAUCACAUUUGCAUUUAACAAACGCAGAACAGAUGAAGGAGCAGAUGAUUGGCUAGAAAAGACACUGUUUUGAAUAUGCAUGAGCAGAACCCACGGUGGACGAGUUCCAGCUCGCUUUCUGUCUGUCCUAUAGAAAUCACGAGCCUAAAAUUAGAACACACACACACUACACCAUUAUACAGCACAAACAAGUGGAAAAGUAUUCAAUCCAAUUUAAAGAUGACCAGCUGACCAAUCAUGUAAUAUUCAGACUGUUAGUAUACUUUUGAGACGCUAAACUGCGCAAUAAUGAAUACACAAAUGCACAAUAUGUGCUAAUGCAGUGAAUAUUCCCUCUCCAACACACAUUUCGCUCAUUAUUAUUUAUUAUUGACACUCAAUCUAGAGCUCGAUUUGAUUUGACCGCAGUUGCAGUGCAUGCUGGGUAACACCCGGUGCUUUAGUAUGCAGGCUACUUUACUAUUAUAAACGGGAAAGUCCAUACUUGAGCAGUUUACACUCUUUUGAUCGCUUUUUAUUGUAGUUUUUCCAUCCGUGGGGAAGUAUUAAUUGCUUAUACACUCGUUUAUAUAAGUACACUUAUAUUUUUUAGUAAAACAAUCAGAAAAGGCUGUGUUAUAAUGAAAAGCACAAGGUUAAUCUGUCCAUCUGACCCCGCCUCUGGAGCUUUAAAACCUGACGGACAUCCGCACAGCCGAUGAAAAGCCGGCUUAUCUCCGUCACUGCGACCAAUCAAAACCGGUUCUGCUGGUGAUUGACGGCUCCUCGGCCAAUCAGAGCGCAGUGAUGCCGCGGUGGGCGAGUUCGGUUGCGUUGAAAAUGGUGACAGCUCGCGCGUGCGGAUGAUGGCGGUAAAUAACAGCCGAAAGCGAGCGUAAAAAAAGCACGCAAAUAUAAAUCGCGAUUAAACUAGGCAAGCGCGUUAUACCGGCUGUUACGCGGAGGACUCGCACGGCGGAGCCGUUAAAAAGCCGGUCGGUGGGUUCCGGUGUGAGUUUAUUAUGUGUCUGCGGCUCUUGCUGGUUUUUGUUCUGCGGGUUUAAAGUAACAGAUCUCUCGCGCCGGUAUAAACACACACACAGACACAUUAACACACCGAUCGAGCGCCGGUACCGGAACCUCCCGGAUCCGCAGCUGCCGCGGGUUCCGCGUGUCUCCCGGCGGAGCGUCUUUUGUUCUUGUUUGAUCCGCACGAUGACGACCUAUAUUCUGAAUAGCAGCAGGACGCGUCCGCUCUGAUGCUACAACGCACCAUUUCUCACAGAUGAGCGAGGCCAUGGCGUGUGGUUCCUGACUGCGACUGCACAUGCGUGUUGGGAGGACCCAUGGAUCGCUGUAAGCACGUGGUGCGGUUCCGCCUGGGCCACGGCCACUCCAUCCUCAACCCGCAGAUGUGGCGCUGCGUGGACUGCGAUACCACCGAGUCCGUGUGGGCCUGCCUGAAGUGCACGCACGUAGCCUGCGGACGCUACAUGGAGGAGCACUCACGGAGCCACUACCAGCAGACUCAGCAUCCGCUAGCCAUGGAUGUACGCGAGCUGGAUGUCUUCUGCUUUGCGUGCGGAGAUUACGUGUUGAACGAUAACGUGGAGGGCGAUCUCAAGCUCCUGCGGGGGGCGCUGUCCACCGUCCGCAGCCCUGGCCAGCGUUCCCUGCGUUCGUCAGUGACGGAUGGCGGAUUGAGAGUGUGUGAGAUUACGCGAGACGGCGCGAUGCAGACGGCGUUAUGGCACCGGCGGAAAACUCUUCUCAAAAGCGCACUUCGCUACUGGAUUAGCCGGCAACAGGAAGAGCACAGGAAGCGCGAGGAAAAACAAGAACAGGAGCGAGAGGAAAAACGACGCCAGCGUAAAGAAGUCAAAAAAAGACUGCUAGGAGAAUUAGCCAAUGUGCCGCCUAGAAAAAGUGCGCGAUUGCUAACCCAGGCUCCGCGUCCAACAAUCGCGCUAAUACCACGGAAGUUCCGCGACCCUCCAGAGCGACUUCCUGCAGCGCCCAAACAGUUAUUGACGCUAUCUGCAAAGACUCUUUCGCGGAAACCGCUCCGCCGUACUGCACGCCUGCACCGCUAUCAUGCUUCACAAUCUGCGCGACGCAGGAAACUAGCGCCCGGAGUUACAGGACUGCGCAAUCUCGGGAAUACAUGCUACAUGAACUCCAUCCUACAGGUGCUCAGCCACUUGCAGAAGUUCCGGGAGUGUUUCCUGACGCUGGACCUGUGCGAGACGGAGGAGCUUCUGGCUAAAAGCAACCACCCUCAGGUGGGGGCUCUGUCUGCGGGUGGCGGCGGCGGCGGCGGCGGUGUCCCAUCCAGCCUGCAGUCAGCGGAGCAGAAGGAGCCGCGCUCCUCAUCCCGCCAGCAGGUGUCGCUGUGCCACGAGCUGCACACGCUCUUCAGGGUGAUGUGGUCGGGCCGCUGGUCGCUGGUGUCGCCCUUCGCCAUGCUGCACUCCGUCUGGAACCUGAUCCCUGCUUUUCGCGGGUACGACCAGCAGGACGCGCAGGAGUUCCUGUGCGAGCUCCUGGAUAAAGUGCAGCAGGAACUGGAGUCGGACGCACCCCGCAAACACUUCCUGAUCCCCAUCACACAGCGCAAACUCUCCAAACAGGUCCUCAAAGUGCUCAACACCAUCUUCCACGGACAGCUGCUCAGCCAGGUGACGUGUCUGUCCUGCAAGCGGAAGUCCAACACAGUGGAGCCGUUCUGGGAUUUGUCUCUCGAGUUCCCAGAGCGGUACCACCGCAUGGAGAAGCCCAGCGCCGCCGCCUGCCAGAGGAGCUGCUCGCUGUCCGAGAUGCUGGCCAAGUUCACGGAGACCGAAGCUCUGGAGGGCUGCAUUUACGCCUGUAACUUCUGCAACAGAAAGCGGCGUAAAUCGUCCCACAAGCCGCUGUCACUGUCAGAGGCCUGCAAGCAGCUGCUGAUCUGCAGAUUACCUCAGGUGCUGCGGCUACACCUCAAACGCUUCCGGUGGUCGGGCAGGAACCACAGGGAGAAGAUCGGUGUGCACGUGGCGUUUGAUCAGGUGUUGAACAUCCAGCCGUACUGCAGCUGCUCAGACGCCGCCGCGAGAGAGGCCUACACAUACGACCUGUCUGCGGUCGUGAUGCAUCAUGGGAAGGGCUUUGGCUCAGGGCACUACACAGCCUACUGCUACAACACUGAAGGAGGCUUCUGGGUUCACUGUAAUGACUCUGAGAUGAACGUGUGCAGCGUGGAGGAGGUGUGCAGCACUCAGGCCUACAUCCUCUUCUACACACAGCGCUCCUCCUAGAGCUCUCAAUCUCUCUUGCUGCAUCCCAGUUCUCACACUCGCACUACGUCCUAAAAGUUUGCUGUUUUGUGAAGAGAAAGUACAUACUCUUCGGUGUGUAACAGAAGAGCUUUGGGUCAAACUACUUCCUCAUUAGCGGAGCGUUCUGUUGCUUGGUUAUGAGACCUGAUGAUCAUCUCGACACCUCAUCCACGGUUUCUGUCAUUUAAUUAUUUACAGUUUGUAGAUUCAGCAGCAGGUUAAUCUGGCAUUAGAGAGUCUUUCCUGCAGAGAAAUCUCCUCAGGUGUCACAUAUAUACACAUUCAGGAGUGAAGAGCCCCUUUCACACAGUGAUA
Messenger RNA from Danio rerio (zebrafish), 3991 nucleotides. The record is from RefSeq and is a predicted model, not a curated record. Lineage: Eukaryota; Metazoa; Chordata; Actinopteri; Cypriniformes; Danionidae.